AUGCUGAAGGAAUGGCUGCGCGGGUCCUCGAGCGAGGCGGAGAAGCCUGCCGAGGAGAAGAGGCCUGUAUCUCGCAUGGUAGUGGAUGCGGAGAAGCCGCUGGAGACGCACGAAAGCGCCGUGAGCAAGCGCCGCGAGGCGUAUGAGAAGAAGCUCGCGGAGUCGGCGAAGGAGGGGCCGCCGCAUCCAAGUAAGAUGGUUACCUACGAUGGCAUUUUCCGCAAGGCCCAAGGCGUGCUGCUGGAGGGUAACAACAACGAGACCCAGGAGGGCAUCACGCUCAACAUCGCCCGCAACGCCCAGAACGCGAUGAUCUCGACGAAGUGGACGCUGGUGAACCCGCAGAUGUCUCACUGGGAGGUGAACUUGCAGAUGAACGGCUUCAGUGAUAUUGUGGCAGCCUCGUGGAACACAUUGAAUCGCUACCAGCUCAUGUACCAGCGCGUCUCCACCACUGGCGCGAUGCUCGUGACUCAGUUUAUGGCGCAGAAGCAGGGCGGCAUGUCGCAGGGCACUGUGUUUGCCAUGAUGCAGUACCCGUGGCGCAUUGGAGGCUGCACCCAGGUGCAGUAUGUAAAGGACCAGUCUCUGGGCCUGAGCCACGUGCAACGCCUCAUUCGCGGCGUCCACGUCGGCACGAAUCUCACUGUCGAGCCUGCGACGCACAAUUCCUACCUGUCGCACGCCAUCUCCCUCAUGACCGCGAAGAGGGACGCCGGGUUCAUGGCGGAGAUGACCCCCAGUAAAGGGACCUGGAAGCUUGCGGCGAUAGCCUUUGACUGGGCAAUGAACAUGGAUGCCGCUAUUGAGCUGGAGUACAUGGAGGGCCGCGAGGGCAUGAAGAGCGCUCUCAACGUAGGCUGCCGGAAGAGCUUUGUCGGCGGGGCGCAGCUGACGACCUCGCUGUUAGGCUUCAGUAUGGCUAAGGUGAAUCUGGAUCUGCCCUUUGGAGGUGAGGUACCCGGCGCAAAUCAGCUCCGGCUCACCUUCAACUGCCAGUACGACAUUCACGCCGGUGCGCUGAAGCAGGGUCUCAUCUUCACAGCUUAA
Messenger RNA from Leishmania mexicana MHOM/GT/2001/U1103, 1050 nucleotides. RefSeq lists its product as hypothetical. NCBI's taxonomy places the organism in Eukaryota, Euglenozoa, Kinetoplastea, Trypanosomatida, Trypanosomatidae. The transcript has a single exon. Bases 1 to 1050 code for a protein of 349 amino acids. The record is from RefSeq and is a predicted model, not a curated record.